Messenger RNA from Mytilus trossulus (common blue mussel), 1680 nucleotides. RefSeq lists its product as uncharacterized. Gene Ontology annotation, molecular function: zinc ion binding. The coding region runs from base 1 to 1680 and encodes 559 amino acids. The transcript has a single exon. The record is from RefSeq and is a predicted model, not a curated record. NCBI's taxonomy places the organism in Eukaryota, Metazoa, Mollusca, Bivalvia, Mytilida, Mytilidae.
AUGGCAUCUAAGACGCUGAUGUGUGACCCAUGUUAUAGAUUAAACAAAUCAUCUAGCGCCAUAAAGUUCUGUACAGAUUGCAACGAUGUGCUAUGUACAGAUUGCACUUCUGUUCACAGCGCUCUAAAGAUUACUAGUUCUCAUCACGUGGUUGAUGCGUCUGAUUUAACCGGUCGUGCUUUCAAGUUAAAAAAAUACUGCAACGAUCAUCAAGAUAUGCCUUUAGAGUUUUUUUGUUCAGAUCAUGAUUGCUUACUCUGCCGAUCAUGUAUGGCUAAUACCCAUCGUACUUGUGGUAAAAUUCUACCAUUAGAUGUCGCGGCUAAAGGGAUAAAGUCUUCAGUCAUGUUUGAUGAUAUUUGUAAAGAUAUUUCUGCAUUACGGAAGUCGACAAAGGAGUUAGUAGAAGAUAGAGAGAAGAACAAGAAACACAUAGGAAGGACCAAAGAAUCGACACUACAAAAGAUUAAAAAGUUAAGAAGUGAUAUUAAUAAGCAUCUCGACAAAUUGGAAGAGAAAGUUGCGUCUGAUGUGAGUUUUUUGGAGAGAGAACUUGACAAAAAAGCUUCGACAGAUCUAUCUGAAGCGGAAACAAGAGAUAAAAAUAUAGAAGAUAUAUGGGAACAAGUCAAUUUUCUUUCAAAACAUGGUUCCGAAAGUCAAUUGCUUAUCCUGCUGAAUGAAGUAAGACCUGAAAUUACCAAACAAUCAACAAAUCUCCAAGAGAUGAUUCUGUCUCUAGAUAUGAAUGGCAUUGACUUUGAACAGGUAGAUUUGAUAUCUGCCAUAACUUCCAUGGGAUUAGUGAAGCCGACGUCUUCUCCAUGUUCUGUGUCAUACCAGCCUCCUAAACAUAUACAAGCACAAAUACAACAAACACAGGACAAAGAACCAACAAAGUUUGAGUUUGAAAAGAAAAUUCCUGUACCUUUGGACAGAAUCUCUUGUAUAGUUGUAACUGACGACAAUAGGUUAAUUCUGUGUAAUGACAUGAGUAAAAACUUUAAAGAUAAUGUAAUAGCAUGCACAGAAACAGGUAUGCAGAUUCAAGCAUGUACUAUUUCCAAUAAGGUAUUUGGUAUAGCUAUCAUACCACAGACUGACGAAGCAGUUGUUAGUUUGGUUGAUGUCAAGAUUAUUCAAUUUGUCAAUUUAUCAAGCAUGAAGCUUGGUAGACAACUCCAGGUUACUAUGAAGGACAGUGGCAUGUAUGGUAUCGCAGUCGUUCGUGAUACAAUAUUUGUCGGUGGGAACUCUGGAAAUGUGUACUUUAUUGAGAAAACAAAUGGAAAAUGUCUUAAAACUGUUGAAAUUGGUACAGGUAUUAUAUCUUCACUUGUGCCAUUUAUAAGCGCUAAGGGUGAAGUACUAUACUGCUGUGAACAUCGUGGUAACAAUAAAGUUCAUAGCUUGAAACUGGAUGGAAGUUUUACUUCCAGUUGUAAACUAUACAGUCCAUUGGGAAUGACAUUAGAUUCAAAAAGAAAUAUUUACGUCACAUGUUGCAAUUCCCAUGAACUGCAUCGUCUGUCACCUGACUUGAAACUCAAUAAUAUCCUGUUAAAGAAAUCAGAUGGAAUUGACUACCCAUUGGGUGUUGCUUUCAACAAAACAUAUAGUAAACUAUAUCUUUUAAAUGGUGGGUCUGAUAAAAGUGUUUUGAUUUUCAAUUGCAAAUAA